Chanos chanos (milkfish) is the source of this 1008-nucleotide messenger RNA. RefSeq names its product protein FAM81A-like. Bases 1 to 1008 code for a protein of 335 amino acids. The record is from RefSeq and is a predicted model, not a curated record. Lineage: Eukaryota; Metazoa; Chordata; Actinopteri; Gonorynchiformes; Chanidae. The transcript is spliced from 7 exons.
AUGUGGUCACUCAGCCCUACGGCCCCCAAUCCAGAGUCUCUACGUGUGGACUCAGACUCUCUACCGCUGGCUGUGGCUCAUCGCGGACAUAGGGAUACUGUAAGCACCGUACACAGAAGAGGAAGAGACGAAGAGAGCGUCCGGAUCCUGUUGGAUGAUCACAUCCACACUGUCACCAUCUUAGUGCAGAGACUCAGCAGAGACAUUGAGGCCCUGCAGGACCAGUUGAGGAAUCAUGAUGAUGUGGAUGCCAGGACUUGGUCUGCAGUACGCAGCAUGGAGUUGCGACAACUCUCUGCUCUCUCUGACCUCAGAGGCAGAGUGGGAAGGUGCGAUAACAACAUCGCCCGACUGGGAGCAGAAAUUCGCUCCACCAAUGAGAACCUCCACAGACUGAGCAAAGAGAACCAUGCAUCUAAAACAGUCAUGGAGUCUAAGCUGAAAGAGAUGGAAAUUCAGGUAUGUUUGAUAUGCAGCCAAGCAGAACAGAAUAAGAGCAAAAACACCCCAGACAGUCAGACGGACACAAAACUGAAAGAAUUGUCAGACGAAUUGAAAACACAGAUAACAGCUAUUCAAAAUUGGCUUCGAAAAGAACAGGACAGCACACUCAAAGAAGUAGUCGACAAGUUUGAGAGACUUUGUCAUCUCAUCAAAGACAAAACAGACAGCAAUGAAAAAGUUACACUGGCUAAGUAUACCCAGCUUUUGGAGAAACUGGACAACCUGGAGGAGGCGCAAAGAGCAAACACGCUUCCUAAUCAGACCCAAAACCUGGAGGACAUGAUUGACAGCCGAGUCACCAAGAUUCAGAAGCAGCUGUGGGAGGAGAUGCAGGAGAUGAGAGAAGAAACAAACCGUGGCUUUACGGUUAUCCAUGAGAGCCUGGGCACCCUGAGGCAGGUUCUGGAGGCCAGAAUGAAGCUGGAGAGAGAGCAGCUCCAGAGACAGAUCAGACUGGCCUGCAGGAGAGGCAGUGGGCUUAGGAGGAAGGAGAGCCCUUGGUGA